AUGCCGCGUGUGGUCAUUGUUGGUGCUGGACUAUACGGCCUGAUCGCAGCCAAAACCUACCUCCAAGUAACGGGCCCUAAUUAUCCAAAUAACUCCCAGCAAUCCGAAACAACCGAAGAUAUACCCGAAUCCUUCCAAAGGCCCAGAGAUGCCCAGUCAGCGCAUGACGACACCGAUCUUCUUCUCCUGGAAUCUGGAUCAAGCCUCGGGGGAACAUGGGCGGAGGAGCGACUUUAUCCAAAUCUGCUGAGCCAAAACUCCGAGGGCCUAUACGAGUUCAGCGAUAUGUCUUUGUCCGAGGCCAUGGAGGGGCUCGAAGAUGAAGAGCCGCCAUAUCAAGAUACCCAGCCCGAGGAUCGCUUCAUCCCAGGGUGGAAGCUGAGUCGAUACCUCACGGUUUGGAGUCGCAAAUGGAACCUACCCCAGUAUAUGCGAUUCAAUUGGCAGGUCAAGAAAAUCAGCCGCCUGCCAACUAAGGAAUGGGAGUUGGGAAUAGACAUUCACCCAGAACAACCAUCGCAGACAAGGUCUAUAACUAUUCUCUGUGACAAACUCAUCUUGUCCCCAGGACUGACGUCCGUGCCAAAUAUAUUGAAUUUCGCUCCGGCAACUGGCCAACCACCCGCCUCGGCAGAGCACGUGAUUCAUGCCAAAGAAGUCGGUCAAUGGUGCCGUGAUAACCUGGGUUACCAGCCAAUACCGGGACAAGAUGCUCACUCCGAUGAGGCGAGUUCACAGAAAACUCUCACGGAACCUAGUCGUGUGCCCCGGCGGGUUGCAAUUUACGGCGGUGCAAAAUCCUCUUUUGACCUUGUCCACAUGUUUGCAACACUUCACCAAAAGGAUCCUAGUUUCCAUUUGAGAGGACUGGAUGCGACUGGUCCAAUUGAUCCGGUAGAGGUGCACUGGAUUAUACGCGAUGGUGGGUCUGGCCCCGCUUGGAUGUCGCCGCCUCGGUCGAAUAUGCCCAAUGGUCAGAGUAUAGCCAGUGACAAAGUGGCCAGUACUCGGUUUGUGGGCGUCCUAAGCCCGUGUACACCAUUGGUGCCAAAACGUCUGACACUUCGUCGCUCCUCCAAUUUCUUGGGUUGGAAACUCACCGUGGAGGGCUCGUGGCUUGCCCGUGUACUUCAUGGAAAUCCUAUCGGGCGCUAUUUCGUACGAAGGUUCUGGAAGGCACUUGAUAAGUCGUGGGGUGAUUUCGCUGGGUAUGACAGUCCCCAGGAUGGCGGAAAGAUGGGGCAGCUUCGUCCAACAAAUAGUGUAAUUUAUUGUGGUGCGCCGCUGGGAAUUGCCAACCAGCGUGGCUUCUGGGAUGCUGUUCGCGCACCGAAUGUGCACAUUCACCGUUCUGCAAUUGAGUCGGUCUCUGGAGAUACGUCUUCAAAAGAAGGAGUCAUCAUCACUCUAGCCGAUGGCACAGAUCUUCCGUUGACAGACCUUCUUAUCCAAGCCACUGGAUGGAAGCCCACUGUUCCCAUAGAGUUCAACCCUCCAUCACUUAUCCUUCAAUUGGGACUCUCAUGUCCAGUUCCUACUGCCCUUUCCAGCACGCAUGGCGACCAAGAUGUCAAAGUUGACCCGGAGAUUAAAAAGCUAAUUAAAUACUGGGAUAAGAUUGAUUCCGUAUCAACAUCUCGCAUCAGGCGGGUCUUUGGGCCCAACAGUAGACCACCAAAAGAUGUGGUCGCCAAUACCACGGCACCGACAGAUGAUUUCGAAUUCAGCCCAUAUCGACUAUUCCGUCGCAUGGCUUCUCCGGAACUUAUUGAAGAAGGCGACCGAUCUUUCGUUGCGCUGGGCUUUGUUCUAACCGCUACCACUGCUGUUGUGGCGGAAGUUCAGGCGCUGUGGGCGGCUGCAUUUUUGACUGGUGGUCUUGAUGAUAAAAGAGUCGAGAAGUGCCAUGACGCGCUAAGCAUCAACGGGAUGUCUCGAUCUGACAUAGAUAGAGAUAUCUCGGAAGAUGUCGUCUGGGGGGGCUUGACUGGGGUUGGCCCUGGUGUGGAUACCCUCAAUUACAAUGACAUGCUGCUCCGAGAUCUGGGACUCUCUCCGUAUCGGAUGGGUGGUGGUUUUGUCACCGAGUUGACAAGUGUCUAUACGCCAAAAGCAUACCGUGGAAUUGUAGAAGAGUGGAAGUCUAUGCGAAAGUAG
Penicillium bovifimosum is the source of this 2157-nucleotide messenger RNA. RefSeq lists its product as uncharacterized. The transcript has 5 exons. The record is from RefSeq and is a predicted model, not a curated record. The coding region runs from base 1 to 2157 and encodes 718 amino acids. Lineage: Eukaryota; Fungi; Ascomycota; Eurotiomycetes; Eurotiales; Aspergillaceae.